Rhinopithecus roxellana (golden snub-nosed monkey) is the source of this 1363-nucleotide messenger RNA. RefSeq names its product lin-52 DREAM MuvB core complex component (gene LIN52). Gene Ontology annotation, cellular component: DRM complex. Lineage: Eukaryota; Metazoa; Chordata; Mammalia; Primates; Cercopithecidae. The record is from RefSeq and is a predicted model, not a curated record. The transcript is spliced from 6 exons. Gene Ontology annotation, biological process: regulation of DNA-templated transcription. Bases 72 to 518 code for a protein of 148 amino acids.
AACAACUGCGUAAGGGGCGUGGCUAUAAUUAGGGGAGGGGCUGGGCGAAGAUUGCCCUAUGAGGCGAGGGAAUGAGACGUGGCUGCGAGUUGGGGAUAGGGUUUCUCUUUGGGGGCGUGGCUUAUGGAUCCUCGUUUUCCCGCCGACGGUUGGCCACGUCACGUGACAUGGGUUGGAAGAUGGCGUCUCCCACAGACGGGACAGAUCUGGAAGCAUCUUUACUAAGUUUUGAAAAACUUGACCGUGCCUCACCAGAUCUUUGGCCAGAACAAUUACCAGGUGUUGCUGAAUUUGCAGCUUCCUUCAAAAGUCCUAUUACUAGUUCUCCGCCCAAAUGGAUGGCUGAGAUAGAACGUGAUGACAUCGACAUGUUGAAAGAACUGGGGAGUCUCACCACGGCUAAUUUGAUGGAGAAGGUACGAGGCCUACAGAACCUAGCCUAUCAGCUGGGGCUGGAUGAGUCCAGAGAGAUGACACGGGGGAAAUUCCUCAAUAUUCUAGAGAAGCCCAAGAAGUAGCAGCUGCUUGUGGACAGGAUGUCCUGGGUUUCGAAACCAAGCUGCCUUCCCGGUGCACCUCUAACAAUGCACACCUCACUGCUUGCUUGGGAGAGACCAGAGGGUGUACCUCCAGGACUACUCUCUCCCCUGUUCCUGGCACUCUGCGCGUCUGAGGACAUUCAGCAGCAAGAGAAGAAUCUGCUGUACCCAAGGAUCAUUGCAGUUACUCAAUCAGCUUUCAGACUUGAACCUUCUUAGCCUCGGAUAUUGGUAACAGCUGAGGGCAUAUCAUUCUUAAAGGUCAAAGUCCUGCUUUCUCAUUUCUGGAAGUGAUUCAGGAGCCCCAGGAUCUUACGGUUGAUUUGACUCAGUCAUGGCAGUCAGUUGUGACAUGUUGAUUGGAUGGGUUCUUUUGAAUUGUUCUUGAUCUCUUAGGAAGUGUUUUUGAUUCAAGGAGACCAGAGACCAACUAGAUUCUGGACCAGACCAUGCAGCCUGACCUGUGAACUCUCCAGUAUAUACUAAGUUCCCAGAAUCCCCAGCUGGAGAAACCAGAAUCUUCUUGAAAUGUACAUCUGUUUUUUAAAACUUCUGUACCUCUUAUGAUAGUCCCAUUUGCUUUUCAUUCCUUACUUCCCAGCCCCACCUUCCAGUUCUGACUUCAGGCAGAGGGAUCCCUGAGUCCCUCCUGGAAUUAGCUUGUAUAAUGAAAGGCUCAUCCAAGGUUGCCUUGGGUUCUAGAUCUAAAGACCAAUGUGGGCCGGGCGCGGUGGCUCAAGCCUGUAAUCCUAGCACUUUGGGAGGCCGAGACGGGCGGAUCACGAGGUCAGGAGAUCGAGACCAUCCUGGCUAAUAUGGUGAAA